AAACAGCCUCGCAGGCUUUUCCAGCACUUCCUCUCUGGUCGCAGCUCUCCUACUCUCCUCACUUUUCUUGCUAAGCCUUCCUUUCCUCGCACACUUUACAAAAAAACAACUUUUUUGUGUUUGGGGAAAAAAAAAGAGCGGCCUUUUCCUUGAACUUGUCCUGCACUUUUGCAGCAUCAAGUUGAUCGUGUCGGAUGGAACCGUGCAUGUGAUGGAGUAAUUCCUGGACCAAAAGAGCCAAAGCAAUGCAGUGAGUCGAUGAGACACAACAAAGAGGUACAAUGAAAGACGACUUUGGGGAAGAGGAGGAGGUGCAGUCUUUUGGCUACAAGAGGUUCGGAAUCCAGGAAGGUUCCGAGUGCACAAAGUGUAAAAAUGACUGGGCCCUGCGCACCGCCAUCGCGCUGCUCUACGUGCUCUGCGCCCUGCUCACAAUCGCCGUGGCCGUCCUCGGUUACAAAGUGGUCCAGAGAAUGGACCACGUCGCCGAAGGAAUGCAGAAAUAUGGCGGGAAAAUCAACGCUGUGGAGACCGACUUGAAGAAACUUGACUACCAGACGGAUGAGAAGUCGGUCAACGCCACCAGUGACAUUAAGACGUUCAAAUCGGAUCUGGAGGCCCUGCAGAGCCAGCUGAACGAUAUCGACAUCAGGUCCACCCAGAACAGGGACGUGCUGAGUGAACUUCAGCUGACGGGCGACAACACGCAGGACAGCCAAGUCUCCUUGCAGAGUUUGCUAAAGGGCAACGCCGCCUCGCUGCGCAGCGUCAACCGGACUUUGACCUCCUACGGCGGCGUGAUCGGCGACCUGCAGACCGACACGGCCAGACUCCAGUCCGAGAUCCAGGGUCAGUUCAAAGAGCAGGGUCGGUCUCAGGUCAGUAUCAGCGCGCUGAACAUCACGCAAGCCCAGCAGCGCAAUGCGCUAAGCUCGCUGCAGAAGACGGUGGAGGACGCGGGGCAGGCGGUGCAAAAACUCAAGAAUGACUAUCAGACGCUACAGCAGACAGCCAGACAAACCCGUGCGGACACCGUCUGGCUCAAAGAGAAAGUCCAGAAUCUUCAGAUCAUGGCGGCAAACAACUCGGCGUCCGCGCGGUCCAACGGCGAAGCCUUGGAUGAUUUGGGGGCUCAGCUUAGCACGCUAGCGAGCCAGAUCCAGAACACCUCCAUCCUCACCGAAGGACACGAUCAGAACUUGCGGGAACUCAUGGACCAUCAGAGAGACCACGAUAACGCCACCUCGUCCAAGUUCGAUGCGAUGGAAGCGCGCCUUGACAGGCACGAGAGCAACAUCGAUCGCGUGACGGGCAACGUGAGCUUCGCCGCGCAGCUCCUCGGCACCAUCAGCACGGAUCUCAACAGCCUGAGGUCGUGCGCCGAGACGGUGAUGCGCCACUCUGACGUCCUGGUGGACUUGAGCAACAGCGUCGGCGAGGCCAAGGACGAGAGCAGAAACCUGCGCGCCCAGCAGGAUGAGCUGGUGGCUCGACUGGACAAAGAAGUCAACGGCUUGUCUAUGGUGAUGGAAGAGAUGAAACUGGUGGAUAGCAAGCACUCACAACUCAUCACCAACUUCACCAUCCUCCAGGGUCCACCAGGUCCGAGGGGCCCCAAGGGAGACAAAGGGUCCCAGGGCCCAGGAGGCCAGUCAGGCCAGAAAGGUGAUAAGGGUGACAAGGGGGUACCAGGUAUGGUAGGAGUGAAAGGAGAGAAAGGUGCUCUUGGCCCACAAGGUGCUAUAGGUCCAAAGGGUCCACCUGGCUCGCGAGGCCUUCCUGGGGCUAAAGGAUCAAGAGGACCCGGGGGUCGACCUGGAAUCCCCGGAGACAAAGGCGACCCUGGAUCUCAAGGUCUUCCAGGCAGAGAUGGACUAGCGGGUUUGCAAGGGCCCCAAGGACCACAGGGUCUCAGGGGUGCUGCGGGACCUGCUGGGUUAGAGGGGCCACGCGGGCCUGUUGGACCCAUCGGUCCUCCUGGUCCUCCAGGAUUACCUGCACCGGUGCCUCCGACUGUUUUGAAGUUACCGAAGCCCACUGCAGCUCCUGAACCAACUGCUAAACUACCAAGCGCGGCAACAGAGCAGGUUCAAAUGCCACAGCUUGCCCCCACUUCAGAUCCUGGUUGGUCUCACGUUAGCAUACCUGAACACGACAUAUACCGAAAAAGUUCAUUGUCAAGAAGUCGAUCGACCGCUUUGCUUUUAGGUUGUCCGGCAGAGUUUAGGCGGUUCGGAGACAGCUGCUAUUUCGUCUCUGCCGCCACUCUGAAGAUCAACUACGAUGAAGCCAGCACUUUUUGUUCCAACAUGGCGGCACAUUUGCUCGUUAUUAACAACAAUGAGGAACAGGUGUUUGUGAAGAACAUGGUCACAGGCAAGGGCUUCUUCUGGCUGGGUCUGACUGACAGGGAAGAGGAAAAUGUGUGGAAGUGGGUGGAUGGAAGCAUACCGCUUUUCAAGAAAUGGAAUCCGGGCCAGCCUGAUAACUGGACGCACGGUCACGUGCACGGCGAGGACUGUGCCGGUCUCAUCCUAAACGGCAACUGGAAUGAUUUCUACUGCACCGAGCGCUUGGGCUUCAUCUGCGAACGGACCGCCAGUGCGUCAACUCCGGUUUCGUAGCAUCAUCGUGGACUUGCGUGCGGAGCAGUCAAGUUUGUGGGAGACAAAGAUGAAGAAGAGAGGACUUUGUUGCAAAAAUUGAGUUUGACUUGGAGAGACUAAAAAGCACUUUCUGUGGUGCAAAAGACACACCAGCCCAUCUUGGUCUGUAUUGAUGAGCGAAGACCUCGAGGAUGUGUAUCAUCUAAUUCAUUCGUCAACGCAACCGCCUUAGUUGCUAAUCAUGUCGUUAAUCUUUUUUUAAUCCGAAGAUAUACAACAGACACUAUAACAGGAACCAGCCAUUUAAAAGGAAAGCUCAAUGUGAACUGUGCUGCUGUUUUAAUAGAAGAUUAUUUUCCCCCCUUAACGUGCCAGUACCCGAGGCACAAAGACACAAUAUGCAUUGUUAUACGGUAUAUAGGUAUAUAUUUUUUUACAAGAUGAUUCAUUUACCAAAUACCAAAUGUAGCAUGCCAGGCGCUUGUUAAAUACAUAAUUAGUUUUAUGUAUAUAUAUAUAAUUGAUAUUUGCCAAUUUGUGUAUUAUUCAGGGAAUACUGUAGUUAAAUUAGCGCCCUUGAAAAUAACAAUUCACAACAUUCACUGCAAUAAAAUGUUUUUAUGGCUCAUCAA
Messenger RNA from Syngnathus typhle (broad-nosed pipefish), 3238 nucleotides. It is a transcript of the gene colec12, whose product is annotated as collectin sub-family member 12. The record is from RefSeq and is a predicted model, not a curated record. The transcript has 9 exons. Lineage: Eukaryota; Metazoa; Chordata; Actinopteri; Syngnathiformes; Syngnathidae. The coding region runs from base 282 to 2624 and encodes 780 amino acids. Gene Ontology annotation, molecular function: pattern recognition receptor activity; low-density lipoprotein particle binding.